Molecule: messenger RNA, 3687 nt
Organism: Oryctolagus cuniculus (rabbit)
Lineage: Eukaryota; Metazoa; Chordata; Mammalia; Lagomorpha; Leporidae
Source: RefSeq, a predicted model, not a curated record
UGCCCAGUUAGCUGUAAUGGCUGGAGCUGCGCUGAUCCAAAGCCAGGAGCCAGGAGCUUCUUCUGGGUCUCCCACCUGGGUGCAGGGGCCCAAAGCCUUGAGCCAUCUUCCGCUGCAUUCCCAGGCCAUAGCAGGGAGCUGGCCUGGAAGUGGAGUACCUGGUACUUGAACUGGCGCCCAUACGGGGUGACAGCGCUGCAGGCAGCAACUUUUACCUGCUGUGCCACAGCGUUGGCCCCAAGCUUCUCGCUUCUUGCAUCACCCAUCACAGCCCUUCUGUGUCAGAUCUUGCAAUGCUCUCUGUUUCCUCGUGCAGGGUCUGAUUGAUACAGAGCUCAAGUGAUACCGAUAAGAAUCUCUUACACGUAAAUUCAAGAUUUGUCACAUUUUCUGAAGUCCCAGAUAUUAUUUUGAAGUAAAAAAGUGUUAUAUGUUUUUUUUUUUAAGAUUUAUUUACUUAUUUGAAAAGCAGAAUUACAGAGAGGCAGAGAGGUCUUCCAUUUGCUGGUUUACUCCCCAAAUGGUUGGAAUAGUGGAAGUUGUGCCGAUCGGAAGCCAGGAGCAUCUAACAGGUCUCCCACAUGGGUACAAAAGUCCAAGCACCUGGGCCAUCUUCUGCUUUCCCAGGCCACAGCAGAGAGCUGGGUCGGAAGUAGAGCAGCCAGGGCUAGAGCCAGAGCCCAUAUGGGAUGCCGGCACUGUGGUGGUGGCUCUACCCGCUAUGCCACAGCUCCGGCCCUGUGUUGUAAUUUCUGUUUGGCAUGAGGAAAUGAAUGUUUGUUGAAUGGCCACUUCCAGAUUUUUCAUAUUUUCCAAUGAAAAUUAAAGGGAACAGAGGAAGCCUGCUCAAGUUAAAUUAUUUGGGUCCCACAGAAGGCUGGUGCUGAAUUACAAUUGGAAUUCUACAGCUAAGAACUUGCAUUGCUGCCCUUCAGCAAGAGCUGGAAGAGAUCCGUUCCCAGGGAUAGGCUGGUGUACAGCGUUAUUAAAAAUGGCUUGGUCGUUUUUUGGAAAAUCGCUGCCUCAGAGCUGGAACCGCAGUCAUUUUCUGCCCUGCUCCCCUUAGCUGGGACACUGUCUCAGCGUUAGGCAGAGUUAGUAUCAGAUCUGCAUAUGGCUCUUCCUAGGCCACCUUAGCACCUGGACAAGUGACGGGCGAGGAGUUCUUGAGGUGAACAUUUAUUCAGGCGUGGAACUGUCCGAAAUACGUCAGGGCAUCCUUACAUCGGGAGACGUGAGGAAGAAAUGUCACAGAGUAGAAUGGGCCAAGGAGUUCUGUUGCCAGGCUGCCAGCCUUCUGCCUUGGCGACAGUGCCUGGGGAAGAGUGGGUGAGGCCCGGCCUUCAGCUCAUCGGCUGGCCGCCAGCUUCUGUGGUGAGGGAGGCCCUGGACUGCAGCUGGCGCGAGCUGACCGCCCUGCUUGUAAAAUAGAGAAGGCCGUGCUCUACUUCCACGGGCCUGUCUGAGGACUUCCAGGGGUCAUCUCACAGUGCUCUUGAACGCGCCUAAGAACCGGGUCCUGGUUUGUAGGGGGUGUUGGAGUGAACAGCGAUUUGGAAUACGCGGAAUUCAGUGCAUAUGUUUACAGCUCCCGAGUUUCCUAUUCUGGAGAAGCAGAACUGGUUGAUUCAUCUGCACUAUAUCCGGAAGGACUAUGAAGCAUGCAAGGCUGUUAUCAGAGAGCAGCUUCAAGAGACCCAGGGCUUGUGUGAAUAUGCUGUCUACGUUCAAGCACUGAUACUUCGCCUAGAAGGGAAGAUCCAAGAAUCCCUGGAACUCUUUCAGACCUGUGCUAUCCUCAGCCCUCAGAGUGUUGACAACCUCAAGCAAGUGGCCAGGUCCUUGUUUCUUUUAGGAAGACAUAAAGCUGCCGCUGAAGUCUAUAAUGAAGCAGCGAGACUCAACCAGAAAGACUGGGAGAUCUGCCAUAACCUGGGUGUCUGCUACAUGUGCCUGAAGCAGUUCAGCAAGGCGCAGGAGCAGCUGCUCAGCGCCCUGCAGCUGCACAGGCACGACCUGACUUACAUGAUGCUGGGGAAGGUCCAUUUGCUGGAGGGAGACCUGGACCAGGCCAUCGGAGUCUACAGGAAAGCGGUGGAGUUCUCACCAGAAAACACAGAGCUGCUUACAACUUUAGGGUUACUCUACUUACAGCUUGGCAUUUACCAGAAGGCGUUUGAAUACCUGGGAAAUGCACUGACUUACGACCCUACAAACUACAAGGCCAUCCUGGCAGCAGGCAGCAUGAUGCAGACGCACGGGGACUUUGACGUCGCCCUCACCAAAUACAGAGUUGUCGCUUGUGCUGUUCCGGAAAGUCCUCCCCUGUGGAAUAACAUCGGAAUGUGCUUCUUUGGGAAGAAGAAAUACGUGGCAGCUAUCAGCUGCCUGAAACGUGCAAACUACUUGGCUCCGUUUGACUGGAAGAUUCUGUACAACCUGGGCCUCGUCCACUUGACCAUGCAGCAGUACGCAUCGGCUUUCCACUUCCUGAGUGCGGCCAUCAACUUCCAGCCGAAGAUGGGAGAGCUCUACAUGCUCCUGGCCGUGGCCCUGACCAAUCUGGAGGAUAUAGAGAACGCCAAGAGAGCCUACGCAGAGGCCGUCCGCCUGGAUCAGUGUAACCCUUUGGUAAACCUGAACUAUGCCGUGCUGCUGUACAACCAGGGCGAGAAGAGGGGCGCGCUGGCCCAGUACCAGGAGCUGGAGAAGAAAGCCCGCCUCCUCAAGGACAGCGGCUCUCUGGAGAUUGACUCAGAGAUGGUGGAGAUGGCUCAGAAGUUGGGAGCUGCUCUCCAGGUGGGGGAGGCCCUGGUCUGGACUAAACCAGUCAAAGACCCCAAGUCAAAGCACCGCAGCCCCUCGAGCAGCAAGCCCGCCGGUCUGCAGCAGCCUCUGGGCUCCAACCAGGCUCUCGGGCAGGCGAUGUCUUCAGCAGCUGCGUACAGGACGCUCCCUUCAGGUGCUGGAGGCGCAGCCCCGCUCCCAAAGCCGCCUUCGCUUCCUCUGGAGCCAGAGCCUGCUGCGGAAGCAAGUCCAACAGAAGCGCUGGAACAGCGGAGCGAAAAAUAGCGAGGAGGACCCCAGAGUCAGGAGUUCUUAGGUAUCUGAGGAUGGCCCCAGUUAGCAAAGGCCAGGUAGCGGCAGGCAUCACAGAAUUAGAACGUGGAAUGCAGGAGUGCCAGUGACCCCACGGAGCCUGGAAAGGAGCCUAAGGCACGACUGUGCAGCCCCCCAGGCCCUCAGCCAGAAACAGGAGAAGAGUGACCCUGUCCCCUCGAGAACACAGGACGCGGCCUGGGUCUGAAAGGCUGGCUGAGCCCUCCCUUGUGCAGGGAGGGCGGGGACACUGCGCGGCGGCUCGCGAUGGUGAGGCCUGGGGAAGGUGCGAUUCUCUGAAUUCAAGAGGAAGCCGGGGAGAGCUCCGGGCGCUCGCCGGACGGGAUCUGGAGCAGGUCCCUGUGUGACGUCGGUGCGCAGCCAGAUCAUGUCAGUGUGCGAAGCAGGAGCCCACGGCUGCUCUGCUGUCAGCUCUGAGGAUUGGAAAAAAAUAGGGAAGCACCUGCUAGCCAAGGAGUUGAUAAAGGUAACUGUUUUCUCUCUAGAUUAUGUAUGAACAUUCCUUUGAGGAAAGUUGUACCUGAAUAAAGGAAUAAAUGAGACCACAAUAAAAACUUUAGAAAGCGA